UAGAAGCAUUCAUUAAUGGAGACCAUAUUAGGUAUGUUACAAAGUCAAACCUCACGAAGUCGUAGUCGUUCAUCGUCUACCGACUCUACCGAUCCCACAGGCUCAUGAUAUUGGAACAAGGUACGAUGCGAUUAUUAUAUAAUAUUCUCAACACAGCAACUAGUCAUUGUCUUCUCGUUCUAGAAGUAGAAAGCCGACGGCGACUCUGGCAGAUAUUUUAUGAAUUAUUUGGGGAGACAUUGAUACUGUAGCAGGAGUGCUCAUACGAUGUGAUAUAGUAUAUUUUAAGAUUAAGAGAAUAAGAGUGGGUUAGAGCCUAGAGGUUUGGUAUAUAAAAAAUAAUAAAAGAAUUUAAAAAGGAAUUAUUUUUGUCUCUGAUCGAUGAAAGGCAGCUUGGGCUCGUCAAUUCUGAAUCUUGACUCUUCAAAGUUGCGAGAUUUCCAAGUUUCCAUGGCCUGCAACAGUCAGUGAUGAGAAACUUGACAGCUUGAGGAAACUUCGUAGCAUGGAGCAAGGCAGCUGGGUAUAAAAUGCCAAUCUUUUAAGUUUUGACCCCAAAGAUUCGUUUUUUAUUUGUACCCAUCUAUCGAUCAGCUGGUUCUGUGUGUUUUUUGUGAAAUGGGUUCGUUGGAAAUGAAGAGUGAAUCAGACCUCACUGUAAAAGAGGAAGUGGGAGACGGAAAAUCUGAGAUGGGUAUGGAUGAAAAGGAGAAGAACAGCGCUGGGAAUACUGUGAAGAAGUGGAGGUUCAAGAAGAGGUACUAUUUGUUCCCGUGCAUGAGAUUGGAUGAUGAAGUGCCGACGGUGGAACGAUCCGCCGGCGACGGGGGCUUCCAGGUGGAGGCUACUGAAAAACAUAAAAAAUCCACUCACCUGGUUGUUAUGGUCAAUGGCAUUAUUGGCAGUGCUGAGAAUUGGAAAUUUCCUGCCAAGCAAUUUGUGAAGGCCUAUCCACAAGAUGUCAUAGUUCACUGCAGUGAAUCAAAUUCUUCAACAUUGACAUUUGAUGGUGUUGAUGUAAUGGGGAAGAGAUUAGCUGAAGAGGUUACAUCUGUAGUACAACGGUAUCCAAAUCUUCAAAAGAUUUCUUUUAUUGGUCACUCACUUGGUGGCCUGAUAUCAAGAUAUGCGAUUGCCACGCUAUAUGGAAAAGGGUGUGCGGGAAGGCCCAGCAAAGAAAACGGAGAUUGUGAAUUAAAUGAAUCACCCAGCAAAGAAAAUGGAGAUUGUGAAUUAAAUGAAUCUAAUAAUGAUUUGCAUUCAGAAGAUUUAUUGAAAGGAAAAAUUGCUGGACUGGAACCGGUGAAUUUCAUAACCAUUGCAACACCUCAUCUCGGUUCAAGAGGGCACAAACAGGUCCCUGCCUUCUGUGGACUUUACUCCCUCGAGAAUGUUAUAUCCCGUGCAGCAGGGAUACUUGGAAGAACGGGAAGGCAUCUGUUUUUGACUGACCAUGAUAAUGGAAAACCUCCUCUUCUGUUACAGAUGACCAGUGAUUCUGAAGAUCUACCAUUCAUAUCUGCUUUGGAAUCAUUCAGGCGUCGUGUGGCCUAUGCAAAUAUACAUUUCGACCAUAUAGUUGGGUGGAGUACAUCAUCAAUACGGCCCAGAAAUGAACUUCCAAAGCGUAAGAAUCUCAAAAGAGUGGAGAAGUACCCGCAUAUUGUGAAUUUAGAACCAGUAAAGACUCCUACCUCUCAAGAACAAGGCUCCGAGAAGACCACAAGUAGAGCACACAAAGCUCGUGAUAUGGAAGAGGCCAUGAUCAAAGGCUUAACAAAACUGAGCUGGGAGCGUAUAGAUGUUAGCUUCCGUGGAAGUAAACAAAGAUACUUUGCACAUAACACGAUUCAGGUACAAAAGUAUUGCAUUAAUUCUGAUGGAGCUGACGUUAUACAACACAUGAUCGACAAUUUUGUACUAUAAGUCACGGGAUUAGUUUAAUUAUUUCAAAACAUAAUCGAGGUAUAUGCACAGGUUCUUGUACUAAGAAUAUAAGAAGAAAAGUUAGUCAGUAAAAUGUAAAAAUGCAUACAGAACCCUGAGUUUAGCUUUACAAUCUGUUAUGCAUGUAGUCUUAUCUAAAACAGCAAGAUAUAUCUUAUCUAGUUUCAUACAUCCAAAGAAAAGCUUAUAACAGUACAUCCAAAUGAACUACAAUUCUUCUGGGUAAUCUUGAGUGCUUCACAGUGAAUAAUUGAAGCAUAAAAGAGGUUUUUUUUUUUUUGAGAUUUGAAUGGUAGUGGGAAUCCAGUUCAGCCAAGCCCCACUGGUCUCAAAAAGCUGAUGAAUAGCAGGUAAGCUAAAUCAGGGUCAGGUAAGAUUUGGUCCUACUUGCUUUUGCCUUAAUGCAAAGAUAGAUGGAACAACUUUUCCCUAAAAAGUUUAAAAAUUUCUUGAUUAACUGAAAUUAGUUGCUACAGAAUACUAAGUAGAUUACUAGAUUAAGGUUUGUUCUGAAAAUUUUGUGACAGAACAAGAUUAUCUGAAGAUUUAUGUAAAUGAUCAUGUCAGAGUGAUAUUUGAAGGAUUU
This is a messenger RNA of Ipomoea triloba (trilobed morning glory), 2533 nucleotides long. RefSeq names its product putative lipase ROG1. The transcript has 10 exons. The record is from RefSeq and is a predicted model, not a curated record. NCBI's taxonomy places the organism in Eukaryota, Viridiplantae, Streptophyta, Magnoliopsida, Solanales, Convolvulaceae. The coding region runs from base 619 to 1926 and encodes 435 amino acids.